AUGUGGCCAGAGCUGAAGAAGCCUCAGGCUCAGCUGCAGGCCUGUAGCCAGCAAGGCAGAGGCGCUCCUCACUUGCCAGAUGGUGGGCAGCCGGGCAGAGGGACACCUCACUUCCCAGAUGGGGUGGACGGUCAGAGGCGCUCCUCACUUCCCAGACAGUUGGGCGGCUGGGCAGAGGCGCUCCUCACUUCCCAGACGACGGGUUGGCCGGGCAGAGGUGCUCCUCACUUCCCAGACAGUUGGCAGCCGGGCAAAGGGGCUCCUCACUUCCCAGAUGGGGCAGCGGCCGGGCAGAGGCACUCCUCACUUCCCAGACGCUUGGAGGCCGGGCAGAGGCGCUCCUCACUUCCCAGUCAGUUGGGCAGCCGGGCAGAGGCGCUCCUCACGUGCCAGAGGGUGGGGAGCCCGGCAAAGGCGCUUCUCACUUCCCAGACAGGGCGGCCAGGGAGAGGCGCUCCUCACUUGCCAGUCAGUUGGGCGGCCGGGCAGAGGAGCUCCUUACUUCCCAGUCAGUUGGGGGGCCGGAGAGAGGCGCUCCUCACUUCCCAGACAGGGCGGCGGCCAGGCAGAGGUGCUCCUCACUUCCACCUUCCUAAUGCCCUAAUACCUGAUAUUCUAGUUCAGUUCCUGGAAAAAAACAAAUUUCCAGUCACCUACCAGGGUACGGAAGAGGUAGCUGACCAGCUGAAUCAGACCUGUUUUCUUCCCAUCGAACCUCAGAAGCUGAUCCCCAAACCACCUCUUGCAGAAUGGGAUACAAGUUUAAAAGCCGGCAAAAUAAACCAAGAUCUUCCAGCUGUUUUUUGCGUGAUUGUUUCCAGACCUUUCAACAUUCUGAUCACCGUCCCUGGUCAGCUCCACUUUGUCAAUGCCCCCGUUAAAAUGUGGCAUCCCUAUCUAGUCACGAUCAUCCAGAUCCUAAAGGUGACUCCUUACUUAAUAAAGGUUUUUCUGUACAUCGCGAAUUAUAACAAGUGGAGGUAUAACCAGACCAUAGCCUACAUUUGCGCCAAUCACCGAGUUUUGGCCGAUCAAAUGUAG
Messenger RNA from Pongo pygmaeus (Bornean orangutan), 1041 nucleotides. RefSeq lists its product as uncharacterized. NCBI's taxonomy places the organism in Eukaryota, Metazoa, Chordata, Mammalia, Primates, Hominidae. The transcript is spliced from 8 exons. The record is from RefSeq and is a predicted model, not a curated record. Bases 1 to 1041 code for a protein of 346 amino acids.